UCUCUUUUAUGCUCUAGCUGUGGUUAGAAUUACAAUCGUAACGAUUGUACACGGGCUGAGAAACAAAAGUGAUCAAAAAGAGGGGAUACCCUUAAACAUAGCUCUCUUACCACAUCGUUUUUCAUUUAUCUCAACUGCAUAACGCUCCUCUCUGCGCUAGUAUUAUGGGAUAGUGUGACAGUCGUUAUUUUAAUUAUAGAACUUAUUAUUUUCAUUUAUAAACAUUUUAGAAAAUGGCUAGUUCAAGCACACAAGAUUUGAUUGUCGAUGGGGCGGAGUUGAGCCAUCCGAUAACCAUCAGACGGGGCAAAACAUCCCGUAUAUAUCAAGUUAUUGCAUAUCCAACACAGCUAACAAGAAAGACAACAAAUGGCUACCUUGAUGGGACAACAACACCAGAUCCAAAAACAAUUAAAAAAUGUCGAUGGCAUACUGCUGGAAUAAUUCGAUUUCAUGUCAACCCCGAAACCGGUGCAAUCUUUGAAGCACGACCGGACUUACAGGAACUUGAAGUAACACUUGAAUGUCUUUUGGACGAAUCUCACAAACAACAAUUGGCUACACGAGCUGAAGAAAUUUACGGAUUGGAGUUCACAACCGAUAAUUUUGUCAUUUGUCCAUUUCAAACAUUUCUUGCACAAUUGACGAUCAGCAUUAGUGGCGUUACGAAAACGUUUUAUGGAACAUUGGUUGAUAACAAAGAAUUGCAUCCAAUGCGAGUCAUUUUCAAUAUCGAAAAUCGAGACGAAUUAUCCGAAAUCACUUCAAAACUCGAUCGCCCACGCGAUCAUGAUAUUGUAUUGCGUUACGACUACAGCCUAAGUGGCACUUCAACAGCCCGUGCUUCCUUGACAAUCAGCGCUGAAGAAGUGAACCGAAUCGAUUUGGAAAAGCAAAUAUUUGGCAAGAGCAAAGCCGAAAGUAUGGUGGUGAGUCGAUCAGUUAUGGAUAAAAUCACGGCUAGCAUUACAACCAAAUUGAGAGUUGUGGAAGAUAUCGGGGUUGGUGGGUCGUCAUUCGGACAAGAUUUAAUCAAACAAGAAAUUGCUAAUGCCAUGUCUGCCAGCGGCUUCCAAAAAUUCAGUAUGGACGAUAUAAGACAAAUGCAAAGCGGCGACACGGACAUUACCGACGAUUUAAAGGCAAAUAUAAUUAAUUCAGUGUCGACAAGCAAUGCCAAUAGCGCAGAAUCAAGUCAUCACAGUUUGGACCAGUCAUCAUCAGCCGGUUCAUCGGACAUUCUGCAUGAAAAAAGUGAUGCCAAUCGCAUGUCGGGAAGUCAGUCGUCUAGCUCAUCACAAAGCAGUGGAUAUAAAGGGGGUCUUACUUUACCCAGUGCUAUACCUUUAAUUGGGGGGCUUGGGCUUAGCGGCGAAAAGAACAACAGCAGUUCAAAUGAAUCCGCGACAGGCUUUGACAAUUCAAACAGUUCGGCUAAUAAAGAUCAUGAAAAAUUAUCUAACGAAUCGUCGCUCUUGGACGAAAAGUCUGGUAGCAAUUCAAGCUCCAAUUCUAAUAGCAACGCAGUCCAAGGUCAAAUAAGACAAGCAAAGAACAUCGACGCGACAAUCGUUCAUCGAUCCGAAAUAGCAAAAGGUUUCACUAUUUCGUUGGAACGGUGGCAUCAUCAAUUGGCGACGACAAGCAUAAAGGGUCGAUUAACAACAAAAACAGACACAGAAAUGCUGGAGGACGUUCAAGCAAAAGAGAAUGAAGAACGAGAAAAACAAGCACGAAAAGAAGAAGAAAAAAAAAAGGCACAGAAAAAAGCGAUCCAUCAAGAAUGCGAGUUAACGUUGCAACAAAUCGAUGAUCUCUUACACGAAAACGAUAGUCUGGAUGAAGAAAAAUUAAAAGAAAUGCAUGCAGAAUUUCUGGAACUCUGCAUAUUAGAUCAAGACAAUAAUGGAACAUUAAAUUUUACUGAAUAUGUAACGGCGAUGCACAUUCAUGAAUCGGAUGAUUUAGAAGAUAGUCUUCGUUUGGUAUGA
Messenger RNA from Didymodactylos carnosus, 1991 nucleotides. NCBI's taxonomy places the organism in Eukaryota, Metazoa, Rotifera, Eurotatoria, Philodinida, Philodinidae. The record is from the annotation of a GenBank genome assembly.